Messenger RNA from Lasiosphaeria miniovina, 861 nucleotides. RefSeq names its product endoglucanase-4. NCBI's taxonomy places the organism in Eukaryota, Fungi, Ascomycota, Sordariomycetes, Sordariales, Lasiosphaeriaceae. The annotation marks the transcript as partial. The transcript has a single exon. The record is from RefSeq and is a predicted model, not a curated record.
UCCGCCCUCUCCCACUCUCUCCUCGUCGGCGUCGUCAUAUCGGGCAAGAACUACCACGGCUAUGACCCGAGGCCGGGGGCGGUGAACUUUGCAGACCGGGUAGGAUGGCUCACGACGGCGGCGGACCAGGGAUUCGUGUCCCCGGCCAGCUACAACACGCCCGACAUCGUCUGCCACCGGGGCGGGACGCCGCCGCCAGCACACGUGCCGGUACGGCCAGGAGACCGCAUCAAGGUGCAGUGGAACGGGUGGCCUGAGGGACACCGCGGCCCGGUGCUGUCGUACCUCGCGCCGUGCGACGCAGCUGCAGCAGCAACAGGUGAUGGCUGCGCGUCGGUCAGCAAGACCAGGCUGGCGUGGACCAAGAUCGACGAGGGCGCGCCGGGCCUGUUCCUUCCCGACACGCCGCCGCCCGGCGACUGGGCGUCCAACCACCUCGCCGCCAACAACAACAGCUGGGAGGUCGGGCUGCCGCUGGGCCUGGCCCCCGGACCAUACGUGCUGCGCCACGAGAUCAUUGCGCUGCAUUACGCGGCGCAGCCCGGCGGCGCGCAGAACUACCCGCUGUGCGUGAACCUGUGGGUGCAGGGCGCUGCGGCUCCCGGUAAUUCCAAAACGACGCGACCGUUUGACCUGGCUGCGGGCAUCCCGGCGACGCAGAUGUACAAGGACACGGACCCGGGUAUUCUGAUCAACAUCAGCCAGCCCCUGACCAAAGCCUACGUGAUUCCCGGCCCACCCGUGGGCGCCAACGCCAAUUCCGUGCCCGUCCUCUCACAGGCUGCGCCAGGGUACACAGCCCAGGGCGUGCCUGUCCUUGUCAUGCAGGGCAGCGUGACGGUGCCAUACAGCCCGGCUGUC